AUGUUAGACGCAUCCCCGACUGUCCCUACCAAGUCCCACUGUACCACCAUCCAGAUGUUAGACGCAUCCCCGACUGUCCCUACCAAGUCCUACUGUACCACCAUCCAGAUGUUAGAUGCAUCCCCGACUGUCCCUACCAAGUCCCACUGUACCACCAUCCAGAUGUUAGACGCAUCCCCGACUGCCCCUACCAAGUCCCACUGUACCACCAUCCAGGUGUUAGACACAUCCCCGACUGUCCCUACCAAGUCCCACUGUACCACCAUCCAGAUGUUAGACGCAUUGCCGACUGUCCCUACCAAGUCCCACUGUACCGCCAUCCAGAUGUUAGACGCAUCCCCGACUGUCCCUACCAAGUCCCACUGUACCACCAUCCAGAUGUUAGACGCAUCCCCGACUGUCCCUACCAAGUCCUACUGUACCACCAUCCAGAUGUUAGACGCAUCCCCGACUGUCCCUACCAAGUCCUACUGUACCACCAUCCAGAUGUUAGAUGCAUCCCCGACUGUCCCUACCAAGUCCCACUGUACCACCAUCCAGAUGUUAGACGCAUCCCCGACUGCCCCUACCAAGUCCCACUGUACCACCAUCCAGAUGUUAGACGCAUCCCCGACUGUCCCUACCAAGUCCCACUGUACCACCAUCCAGGUGUUAGACACAUCCCCGACUGUCCCUACCAAGUCCCACUGUACCGCCAUCCAGAUGUUAGACGCAUUGCCGACUGUCCCUACCAAGUCCCACUGUACCGCCAUCCAGAUGUUAGACGCAUCCCCGACUGUCCCUACCAAGUCCCACUGUACCACCAUCCAGAUGUUAGACACAUCCCCGACUGUCCCUACCAAGUCCCACUGUACCACCAUCCAGAUGUUAGACGCAUCGCCGACUGUCCCUACCAGGUCUUACUGUACCGCCAUCCAGAUGUUAGACGCAUCGCCGACUGUCCCUACCAAGUCCCACUGUACCACCAUCCAGAUGUUAGACGCAUCGCCGACUGUCCCUACCAAGUCCCACUGUACCACCAUCCAGAUGUUAGACGCAUCGCCGACUGUCCCUACCAGGUCUUACUGUACCGCCAUCCAGAUGUUAGAUGCAUCCCGCGGCCAGGAGAAGUUUGUGUCGUCUGGGCGCACAUCUAAGGCGGCCACGACGACAAAAAGUGUUUUCAUGUUCCAAGUUGUUUGUCUGACUGGUGUUUUGCUGCCAUUUGGGCGGACAUGCAGCCCCUGGGUCCAGCAGGGGGCGGUACCUUCCUUCCUGUAGUAACAAUGGCUAAUUGACGUGUCGCACAUUUCCUUUGAUUUGGUCUUUCUAGAAAGCGUUUUUAAGCAGUGGAGUUCCCGCUCUGGCGUCACUUCCUGCAUGGUGACAAAAGUAGUGUUUAGAAGAGGAGGUGCAUGCUGACUCCUGGGAACGUGACUCACCUUUUGUACACGCCGUGUUGCCAAUGUGAUUGUUGUGCCUCCACUAAUGACUUGUUGCUGGAUGUUUGCAAAUAAAGGCUAAGUCACCGA
Nerophis ophidion (straightnose pipefish) is the source of this 1511-nucleotide messenger RNA. Its product is annotated as mucin-2-like. The record is from RefSeq and is a predicted model, not a curated record. NCBI's taxonomy places the organism in Eukaryota, Metazoa, Chordata, Actinopteri, Syngnathiformes, Syngnathidae. The transcript is spliced from 2 exons. Bases 1 to 1260 code for a protein of 419 amino acids.